Molecule: messenger RNA, 1247 nt
Organism: Aegilops tauschii subsp. strangulata
Lineage: Eukaryota; Viridiplantae; Streptophyta; Magnoliopsida; Poales; Poaceae
Product: protein G1-like7
Biological process (GO): response to light stimulus; mRNA transcription
Cellular component (GO): nucleus
Source: RefSeq, a predicted model, not a curated record
CACAGACGCCUGCACCAGGUAUACCUAGCAUAGGUAUGCACUUCUAUACGCCCCGAAUUGUUCCGGCACGGGGCUGGGGUCACCGCGCUUGAAUGGACCGCGUAGCUCCCAUCAUCCUCACGCGCGCCUCCGCUCCAUUUCAGUAGUAACAUUCACCUCCUCCCUCGGCUCCCCGUCGCUCUCGCCUCUCCUCCGCGCUCCCAUCCCUUUCCAACGUCCCAUCUCCAUCCACCCCAAGAUCUCCUUUAACCCCUCCGGGUGCGCGUCCACUGAUCACUCACUCACCGCCGGUCGAGCUAGCUUUGCUCGCUCCCGCGGCCGCUGUUGAACAUGGAUUCCUCCGGCCCCGGCCCGUCAUCCUCCGUCGUCGGCGGCGGCAGCGCGCCAGACGUUGCGCCGAAGCCGCCUGCGCAGCUGAGCAGGUACGAGGCGCAGAAGCGCAGGGACUGGAACACGUUCCUGCAGUACCUGCGGAACCACAAGCCGCCGCUGACGCUGGCGCGGUGCAGCGGCGCGCACGUGAUCGAGUUCCUCAGGUACCUGGACCAGUUUGGCAAGACCAAGGUGCACGCCGUCGGCUGCGCCUUCUACGGCCAGCCCAGCCCGCCGGGGCCGUGCCCGUGCCCACUGCGCCAGGCGUGGGGGUCCCUCGACGCGCUCAUCGGCCGCCUGCGCGCGGCCUACGAGGAGAGCGGCGGCGCGCCGGAGUCGAACCCCUUCGCCGCGCGGGCCGUCCGGAUCUACCUGCGCGAGGUGCGCGACUCGCACGCCAAGGCGCGCGGGAUCCCGCACGAAAAGAAGAAACGGAAGCGCGCGCCGCAGGCCGCUGAGGCAUCUGGUUCAUCGGCCGGCGCCGGAGCAGUCUUUGACAGGGACGUCGAGGGUAGCGCCGGCGAUGGUGCUCUUGCUGCGUCCGCCGCGCAGGCUGGAGCUGGAGACGGUGGCAGCACUGCACCGAACAUCCCUUGAGUAUAGUAGACUUGCAAACCUUGUCUAUCAGUUCGUUUACCGUGUCCGGCAUAGGCAUAACAAGAUUUGAGCUUUCCAUUUGGUAUGCUUUGUUGCUUAUAUUACCUCUAAAUUUUCUGUCCCAUUUUCAGAUUAAUUAGAUUAUUAAUAAGUACUAUUACAGGGCGUUGUAGUAGUAGUGUUCUAGGGGAAGUGAAUCAAUUGGCACAGCUGAUUGUUCAUCAUCCCAUACAUACCCUGGUAAUUUAAGAAAAUGAGAUUUGUGGUCAUAUUAGUUA